GUCAAAUCUGUGGUGAAAUUAGUCAAAAUUUGGGGAAUUUUAUAAAUUUGCAUUUAAAUCCAUACUUUUAGCUUUUACAAGAAAUUUAAGGAAUAGUUCAAUAAUAAAAAACAAGCAGGACUAUGUUAAUAGGCAUCCACUAAGAUUUAUAACCAGCCAAUAUCAAAAUAAACAAUAGGUUUUGGUUGGUAAUUUGGUGGUGAAUCAUCAUCCAAAAAAGAGUGAACCAUGGAGUGGCUGUUCGGGCACCGCAUGACGCCGGACGAGAUGCUGCGCAAGAACCAGCGCGCGCUCAACAAGGCCAUGCGCGACCUGGACCGCGAGCGCCUCAAGAUGGAGCAGCAGGAGAAGAAGGUCAUCGCCGACAUCAAGAAGCUCGCCAAGGAGGGCCAGAUGGACGCCGUGAAGAUAAUGGCGAAGGACCUGGUGCGCACGCGGCGCUACGUGCGCAAGUUCAUGCUCAUGAAGGCCAACAUCCAGGCCGUGUCGCUCAAGAUCCAGACGCUCAAGUCGCAGAACACCAUGGCGCAGGCCAUGCGCGGCGUCACGCGCGCCAUGGCCACCAUGAACCGCCAGCUCAACAUGCCGCAGAUACAGAAGAUACUGCAGGAGUUUGAGAAGCAGUCAGAAAUAAUGGACAUGAAAGAAGAGAUGAUGAACGACUCCAUCGACGAGGCCAUGGAGGCCGACGACGACGAGUCGGAAAGCGACGCGGUGGUGGGGCAGAUCCUGGACGAGCUGGGGCUGCAGCUCAACGACCAGCUGUCGGGGCUGCCGCAGGCCACCGGCUCGCUGUCGGUCGCGGCGAAGACCCCGCAGGCGGCGGGCGUGGCGGCGGGCGCGGGCGCGGGCGGCGGGGGCGCGGUGUCCGACGCCGACGCCGAGCUGCAGGCGCGCCUCGACAACCUGCGCCGCGAGUAGCGCACGCACACAUGCGCCGCGCCUGCCCCCCCCCCACACACACACACGGCACACACCAGGCGUCGAGCCUGAGCGAUACACACACGUGAGUGAAACGGGAACUUCGAUUAAUCUCAAAGUAUUUUGCGACCAUGUUUUCGGCUCGAAGGAGUAUUUAUUUACUGAUGUAAAAUCGUCAACUUUGAAAAAUAUUACCGUCACGAGAGAAGUAGUAAUACACUUAAUCCGAUAUUUAAUGAAGGGUGAAAUUUUCCAUAUUUUAUGAAUAAUCGUUGAGCUAACAAAUUUUAAUAUAAAAUCGCUAAGUAAGAGCAUAGUUGUGAUUCCAUUGUAACCGGUGACAUGAAACGACAUCGCAUUGCGGGCAAGAAUAAGUAAAUUCUUGUAAAUCGGCACGUUUUGGAUUUGAUUAUAAUAUUUCUCAAUUU
This is a messenger RNA of Ostrinia nubilalis (European corn borer), 1349 nucleotides long. RefSeq names its product charged multivesicular body protein 2a (gene Vps2). Gene Ontology annotation, biological process: late endosome to vacuole transport; endosome transport via multivesicular body sorting pathway; protein transport. Gene Ontology annotation, cellular component: multivesicular body; ESCRT III complex. Lineage: Eukaryota; Metazoa; Arthropoda; Insecta; Lepidoptera; Crambidae. The transcript has 6 exons. Bases 229 to 921 code for a protein of 230 amino acids. The record is from RefSeq and is a predicted model, not a curated record.